Molecule: messenger RNA, 3690 nt
Organism: Cajanus cajan (pigeon pea)
Lineage: Eukaryota; Viridiplantae; Streptophyta; Magnoliopsida; Fabales; Fabaceae
Source: RefSeq, a predicted model, not a curated record
UUUUCAGGUUCUGAUGGGUAAAUAUUGAUACUGAAUUUUCAAGGACCCGGGAAGCCAGAUUUCCUCUCUACCUUUAGUCAUAUCAUCAGUGUUUGGAACUCUUGACAUGUGAAGGACAUGUUACUAUUUCUGUGGCGGAAUCUUUGGCAGGGGGGUUCCUCUAGAGUCUUGUCAAAAGUAAAGCCAACUAGUUGAAGCCAAAUGUUUUGACUUGUGGAGGGUGACUUGAAGACUCCGUAACACAGCAAGUGUUUGUAACUGUUCUCUUGUAGUGGAUUGUCUCACAGGUCUUCGUAUGCAGUGCUUUUAACCUUGUUAAAUUUCUGAAACUUGAGAUGAAUAUUACUUGGUAAGCUCGGGGGAUACAAUGUCUUGCUUUCUGAGCCAAAAGGGUAUCUGAUUCUCCACAGAUUUGAUGCUAUUUUGGGGACGUACUUGCAGAAUCCUUCCUGUUGGUGACCGAAAGGCACGGUUUUGACAAUGUUUACUUGCCAUUCUGUAGCACUGAAGGUUUGUGUUCUGGUUAAAAGGGUCUUGUCAGUGGUUGUUCUGUGAUUGCUUUGAGACGUGUUGCAUGUUGGUUAUAUAUACAAUACUAGUGGGGCUUGACAAGGUGAGAGAAAGCCAGUGAUUUUGAACAUGUUCUUGUGUUUCUCCCUCUUGUUGUUCAGAAUAUAGGAACAUGCGGGUUUGAUGGUUAUUGAGUGAUAUCUGUUGAGCAAGGCAGUUUUUGUGGGAUUGUUCGUACUGAUGAGUCGAGAACAACAGAAACGAGGGAAGCAAGAAAAGGGUUCCGAUGGUGCUGAAAAGGUUAUUGUUGCUGUUAAGGCAACAAAGGAAAUUCCAAAGACUGCUCUUGUUUGGUCCCUAACUCAUGUUGUGCAACCUGGUGAUUGCAUUACCCUACUAGUGGUUGUACCUUCACAAAGUUCAGGCCGAAGAUUAUGGGGUUUUCCAAGGUUUGCUGGUGACUGUGCCAAUGGUCACAAGAAAUCUAAUUCAGGAUCAAGUUCAGAACAGAAGAGUGAUAUUACUGAUUCUUGCUCUCAAAUGAUCCUCCAGCUCCAUGAUGUCUAUGAUCCUAACAAGAUAAAUGUGAAGAUUAAAAUUGUUUCUGGAUCACCCUGCGGAGCAGUGGCUGCAGAAGCCAAGAAAGUCCAAGCCAAUUGGGUCGUAUUAGACAAGCAGCUAAAACAUGAGGAAAAACAAUGCAUCGAAGAGCUGCAGUGCAACAUUGUGGUUAUGAAGCGUUCCCAACCCAAGGUACUCCGCUUGAAUUUGGUUGGAUCAAAAAAGAAAGAUCUUGAAGAAUUAUGUCCAUUACCUUCUGAGCAAGAUGAGGUGCCUGGAAAACAAACCAAGAAGAAUGAUUCAUUGAAUUCCAUUAAAGGACCAGUUGUCACUCCAACUAGCAGCCCUGAGCUUGGGACACCGUUUACUGCAACUGAAGCUGGUACUUCAUCAGUUUCCAGCUCUGAUCAAGGAACUUCACCAUUUUUGAUCUCUGAGAUGAAUGGUGAAUCAAAGAAAGAAGAAACUAUCAAAGAAAAUCCAGAAUUUGAUGAUUCUAUAUCAGACACCGACAGUGAAAGUUUGUCCACAUCUUCAGCUAGCUUGAGAUUCCAGCCAUGGAUCACAGAUUUACUUUUGCAUCAACGAUCAUCACAACCUAAGGAAGCAAGAACAGAGAUGUCUCAUAAUAGGCUUCAAUCAUCUACCACUAGAGCUUUGCUAGAAAAGUUCUCAAGACUUGAUACAGAAGCUGAAAUUGAAAUCUCAAACUAUAAGACUGAUGUGGAUUUCAUUUGAAAUGUAAGAGAAGCAAUAGCAUUAUCUAGAAACACCCCACCUUGUCCACCUCCGUUAUGUUCAAUAUGUCAACACAAGGCUCCUGUUUUUGGUAAACCUCCUAGAUGGUUCAGCUAUGCUGAUUUGGAGCUUGCCACUGGUGGAUUUUCACAAGCCAAUUUCUUGGCAGAAGGAGGAUUUGGAUCUGUUCACAGAGGGGUUCUACCGGAUGGACAAGUCAUUGCUGUUAAGCAACAUAAAUUGGCCAGUUCUCAGGGUGAUCUUGAAUUCUGCUCAGAGGUAGAAGUCCUGAGCUGUGCUCAGCACCGAAAUGUUGUUAUGUUGAUUGGGUUUUGUAUUGAGGAUAAGAGAAGGCUAUUGGUUUAUGAGUACAUAUGUAAUGGAUCAUUGGAUUCUCAUUUAUAUGGGAGGCAGCGAGAACCAUUAGAAUGGUCUUCCCGGCAAAAAAUUGCUGUUGGUGCUGCUCGAGGGUUGCGAUACCUUCAUGAAGAGUGCAGAGUGGGUUGCAUUAUCCACCGUGACAUGCGGCCAAACAACAUUCUUAUUACUCAUGAUUUUGAACCACUGGUUGGUGAUUUUGGUCUGGCAAGGUGGCAGCCUGAUGGUGACACAGGAGUGGAAACGAGAGUAAUUGGAACAUUUGGGUACUUGGCUCCUGAAUAUGCUCAAAGCGGCCAAAUUACUGAAAAGGCUGAUGUUUAUUCCUUUGGUGUGGUAUUAGUGGAACUAGUUACGGGACGAAAAGCCGUCGAUCUCAAUCGGCCCAAGGGACAACAGUGUCUUACUGAGUGGGCACGACCACUAUUAGAAGAAUAUGCCAUUGAGGAACUGAUUGAUCCAAGGUUGGGAAGUCACUAUUCGGAACAUGAGGUCUAUUGCAUGCUACAUGCUGCCUCCUUAUGCAUAAGGCGAGAUCCUUAUUCUAGACCACGCAUGUCACAGGUUCUGCGAAUACUGGAGGGUGAUACAGUCAUGGAUCUAAAUUGCAUUUCAACUCCCAGUUAUGAUGUGGGAAACCGGAGUGGUUAAUUUUGUUUUUUUGGCCAGAAACGCAAGCCAUUACAGGGUGGUCCCUUGUUGUAAGAGUCACUGGAAGCGUUCAGUGAGAAGCUCUGAGUACAAGAAACCUUGCCUGUUGGGAAAGGAACAAGUCUAAGUGGACAACAUGUGAAGAUAGAACUUUUUUCACAAUGAAGGUUGUAGUCUUAUGCUAAAUAUGUUUUUUGCCUUACUAUUUUGUAAUUUGUAGUUUUCUUUCUAUUUCUCCGCAAUUUAAUCUAAUUUUGCAUGUGUAUAGUAGGGUAAGUAAUAUAUAUAAUAUAUAGAAGCUUUUCUGCCUUUGAAAUUCUUUUGCGGAAAUUAUGCAACCAAUCCUGUGUCUAUAUGACCUUGAUGAUGAUGAAACGAACUAUUAUUGUCAAAUGCAACAAAAAGUUUUCUGUAUGGUGUCUCUACAAUGCAUGUGUUUUCAUGCAUUCUUUAAAGAAGCAAACAAACUUGGGCCGAGGAUUGUCAUUUUAAGUAGCAAGAGACAAUGAUAGAUGAAGUGUAAAAAGGUGAGGUGUCAUUUUUUGAAGCAUGUAAAACAGAAACCUUGGUUGGCUGAUGAUGACAAGCCUGAGCCUGAGAUGGGGUGAACGUGAUCAAGCGGCAUGUCAAAUGGUUAUGUUUUGGAUACACGUUAUCCUCGGGCAACCCGUCUUGUAUGGGUCCAUGGAUCUUAGUUUUAUGUAUGUUGUACUAAAUCAAUAUUGCUACAACUCUUGCAGAAUCCAUAGGUAUCUGUUCCUCUAGUACGUUCAAACCGUAUGGUACCACAUCAUUAUUGCUUUGUCUUUUUUAUUUUUGGUAUCAAUGAGGUUUAAAUUCUUGUUUAGUUUU